This is a messenger RNA of Mangifera indica (mango), 1535 nucleotides long. Its product is annotated as BAG family molecular chaperone regulator 7-like. The transcript has 3 exons. Gene Ontology annotation, molecular function: protein-folding chaperone binding. The record is from RefSeq and is a predicted model, not a curated record. Gene Ontology annotation, cellular component: plasmodesma. Gene Ontology annotation, biological process: protein folding. Bases 127 to 1326 code for a protein of 399 amino acids. NCBI's taxonomy places the organism in Eukaryota, Viridiplantae, Streptophyta, Magnoliopsida, Sapindales, Anacardiaceae.
UUUUGUUGCCUUCUUCUUUUCAAGCUCCUCUUAAACUCAUCCUGAACCAAUCGGCUUGCCGAUUAGCAAAAACCCUAACUUGCUCAAGUUUGACUCACUGAAUAACUUGAUUCAACUCAACUGAAAAUGAGACGGUUCAGCAGGAUUGAAUUUGUUGAGCCUUACCAUCCACCACCACUCUUCGUCAGAGAAACCUCCAUUUUCGCGCCAACGCCAUUAUCAUUCCCCUCAUUUUUCGAAGAAGAGCACGAUCUAAGCUUCGCCCUCGAUCUGUUGACUCCUAAACCUAGUCUCUUUGAAGUUUUUGAUACUGUCACCGAUCUGAUCCAAAUUGAGAAGACGCCGUCGCUCUACUCCUGCAGGAGGGUUCAGAAGAGGUUCUCACCUAAGUUUGCGUUGGAGACUCUGUGUGACAGAGUGAGCGCGCUCGAGUCGAGAUUUGACUGGCUGGUCAACGAGAGAGUCUACGGAGGGGACAGGAAAUACACAUGGACGGCGGAGAUCCAGGGCGGUCCAAUUGAUCGUAGUUAUAAAUGGACGGCUGAUAUCAAGGGAGGAAAAAAGAAGGAGAAGGAAGAUAAAAAGAAGAUUGAUAAGAGCUAUAAAUGGACGGCUAAGAUUAAGGGAAAAGGAGAAGAUGGUCCGACCGAGAGGACUUUCACCUUUGAAGCAUCCACUGGUAAUGCAGGUGACUGUAGCAAAUCAGAUAAGAAAGAGAAGAAGAAAGAUAAGAAGAAAGGAGACAAUGAGACACGUGUGGUGGAGAUCGAAGAGCCUGGCGAUCAUGGGGCUCUUGUUUUGAGACAGGCUUUUUCGAAAAGACCUGGAGCUGUUAGAAGCAGCAGGGGCAAACUCAAGGAACUAUCUCCUCAAGAUGCAGCAAUAAUGAUUCAGAUGACUUUCAGAGCUUAUUUGAUUCAAAGGUCUCAGGCUCUUCGGGCCCUCAGAGAUCUGGCUGUUGCAAAGACUAAGUUGAAGGAGGUUAGAGCAUUGUUCAACAACUUCUCCUACCGUCGGCAAGUGGCUCGUGAUGCAGAAGAGCAGCAAAGGUUCUCGGAGAAAAUUAUUGUCCUACUCCUUACUGUUGAUGCUAUUGAGGGAGCCGAUCGAAUGGUGCGAGCUGCAAAGAGGUCAAUGGUGGAUGAGCUGGAAGCAAUGCUUGAUGUGGUGGAUCCUCAACCAGCUGGGAGAUCUCUUUCAGUGAGGAGAAGGACCUUUGACAUGCCUGAUGGUGUGAUUCAGAAGGAAAUUGCAGCAGGCGUCGCACAGGUUGUACAAAUGAUAGACGAAGAGAAGGGUGCCGGCACUUUUGAGGCAUGCAUAUAAGAACAAGGUUAUGUAAUUAAUUAGCCACUACCUUUUGGGAUCUAUGCUAUUAUAUGUUGUUAUGUAUGUGUUUUAUGAUUACCGCCUUACUUUGCUUGAGGCUGAGGGUUGUACUCUGUCGUGCUUUAGACUACUUGCGUUUUGGCUGUUUUAACUAGAGACUGGCUGUGUAUUUGUGCAACCUGAGUGAACUCUAAUUUGUUGUCUUU